GAAAUGGAACUAGGAAACCAGACGAGAAUCCAAGAGUUUAUCCUCCUGGGAUUCCCCACCAACAUGGAACUUCAGAUAUUGCUGUUUGUCCUAUUCCUUUUGAUCUACAUCCUGACGCUCCUGGAAAAUAUUGUAAUCAUCAUCCUCAUUAGGACAAACAGCAAGCUCCACAAACCGAUGUACUAUUUCCUUAGUCACCUGUCUUUCCUGGAAACUUGGUACAUCUCUGUAACUGUCCCAAAACUUCUAGUUAACUUCUUAUCAGAGAACAAAAGUAUCUCCUUCAAUGGCUGUAUGGCUCAGCUGUACUUCUUCAUAGCUGUGGUCAGUACCGAGUGCGCCCUCUUGGCUGUCAUGGCCUAUGACCGCUAUGUUGCUAUUUGCUGCCCAUUGCGCUACCCGGUCAUUAUGACGGCUCGUCUGUGCUUCCAGCUGGCUGUAGGAUCUUGGCUGGCUGGCUUCCUCAUCUCUAUGUUCAAAGUGUCUUUCCUUUCCCGUUUGACCUUCUGUGGACCCAACGUCAUCAACCACUUCUUCUGUGACAUUUCACCCUUGCUUAAUCUUGCUUGCUCAGACCGGACAAUAGCUGAGAUGGUGGAUUUUGUAUUUGCUCUUAUCAUCUUUGUAAUUACACUGUCAGUAACAAUUGUCUCCUACAUGUGCAUAAUGAAGACCAUUUUAUGUAUCCCCACUGCCCAGGGAAAGAGAAAAGCUUUCUCCACCUGUGCCUCACACUUGUCUGUGGUUGUCAUUUAUUACUCAGCUACCCUCUUCAUGUAUGCCCGACCAAGGAGAAUCCAUUCGUUUAAUCUGAAUAAGUUUGUGUCGGUUGUGUACGCGAUUGUUACUCCUUUGCUGAAUCCCUUCAUUUACUGUCUACGGAAUCAGGAGGUAAAGGAAGCCCUGAAAAAGAUUUUUUGUUCCAGCUUGAGUGCUAACUCUAUGAUGAGUGACCACUAA
Euleptes europaea (tarantolino) is the source of this 960-nucleotide messenger RNA. Its product is annotated as olfactory receptor 6B1-like. Gene Ontology annotation, cellular component: membrane. Bases 4 to 960 code for a protein of 318 amino acids. The transcript has a single exon. Gene Ontology annotation, molecular function: G protein-coupled receptor activity; olfactory receptor activity. The record is from RefSeq and is a predicted model, not a curated record. Gene Ontology annotation, biological process: G protein-coupled receptor signaling pathway. NCBI's taxonomy places the organism in Eukaryota, Metazoa, Chordata, Lepidosauria, Squamata, Sphaerodactylidae.